This is a messenger RNA of Suillus paluster, 1149 nucleotides long. RefSeq names its product ribosomal protein S7 domain-containing protein. Gene Ontology annotation, cellular component: ribosome; cytosolic small ribosomal subunit. The record is from RefSeq and is a predicted model, not a curated record. Gene Ontology annotation, biological process: ribosomal small subunit assembly; translation. The transcript has 6 exons. Bases 341 to 946 code for a protein of 201 amino acids. Gene Ontology annotation, molecular function: mRNA binding; structural constituent of ribosome; rRNA binding. Lineage: Eukaryota; Fungi; Basidiomycota; Agaricomycetes; Boletales; Suillaceae.
AUUGUUCAGAAAGUACACGGUAAACAGUCCAAAGUAAAUUUUGCGGACGACAUGUGGACGACAACCGAUCUGAAAUCAUGUCAACUACCCGGAUCAGGCGCAUCGGCAAAAAAGUUUUCGAAGAAUUAAAGUCACACCAGUGACCAUGGAGUCUGAACAUGAUUGCCAUCACGAGGUUGAAGCGAGUUACGCAUAGGUUGGAACUGUACAGUUCUCGGCCUUUGCCGGAAGGCUGGUAAACCUUAUUCUCCCAUGGUGGCACAACAGGAGCAAACAGCCGCUCAUCGUCGCGCAAAAGGUCUAAGGUCACCUAGCAUCAAGAUCCCUCAAGCACCUAAAAAUGGCCACCACCCUUCCCAAGGACGUCUCCAGGCUCGGUCAGGAAAUUAAGUUGUUUGGAAAGUGGGACACCCAGGAUGUCGAAGUAAAGGACAUUUCCCUCACGGACUACAUCCAAGUCCGCCACGCCGUUUACCUGCCUCACACUGCUGGCCGUUAUGCCAAAAAGCAGUUCAAGAAGGCACAAAUGCCCAUCGUCGAACGAUUGGUUGACAGUUUGAUGAUGAAGGGCCGCAACAACGGCAAGAAGCUUAUGGCUGUCCGCAUUGUUGCACAUGCAUUCGAGAUUAUUCACCUCCUCACCGACCAGAACCCCAUCCAGAUUCUCGUUGAUGCCAUCGUCAACACCGGCCCUCGCGAAGACUCCACCCGUAUUGGCUCCCAGGGUACUGUCCGUCGUCAAGCCGUCGAUGUCUCACCCCUGCGGAGAGUCAACCAGGCCAUCGCUCUCCUGACCAUCGGCACGCGGGAGUCUGCCUUCCGCAACGUAAAAUCCAUCGCCGAGUGCCUUGCUGAUGAACUCAUCAACGCCGCCAAGGGUUCCUCGAACUCGUACGCCAUUAAGAAAAAGGACGAGCUCGAGCGUGUUGCCAAGUCCAACCGGUGAAACCCACUAUUCACGUACUUGGGAGGACCUGCGCGGUCCAGGUGUGACUGCUAUGGGCUUCUGGAUAUUCCUUUUUUCUGCCUCACUAUCAACGCUACGCUCAUGCACCCAUGCUGUUAUAUGUGUAUGUUAACCCCGAUGACAUUAUGCACACGCAUGAUCCCGCAUCAACCAUAUACGUAUGGAAUGGUGGCUAAUUCCCA